CAAGUAAAUAAAAACGGAAAACUUCAAAAAUGAAUAAACAUUCCAAUUACAAUCAUGUCAAGACAAUAACCAUGAACACGAAUUGAUUUAAUCGGACGAAAAAGAAACCAAAACGUGAUCGCAAAAUUCCAAAAAUUGCAGCCACCAGAAUCGUGAUUGGUGCAGAGCAAACAUCCGUCAACAGUCAAGAAGAACGUGAUCGCAAAAUUCCAAAAUUCUACCAUAGUUCCAACUAUAUAUAUAGGCACAUUGCAUUUUCAUAAACAAGUCAUACAAUAUUAAUUUUGAGAUAUUUGAGCGGUAGUAUCAAGAUUUUUGAUACAUGGAGCAGCAUCAGAAUGAAGCAACCACUGCAUCCUUGGCUGAAAAAGUUACUCCGGCAGUCAAGAAAACCCUCCUAUUAAUCCUGCACUGCAUCCUAUUAUCUGCCGGAAACUCUUUUGGCCCAGUAAUCACUCGCCUCUACUUCCUCCACGGCGGCCACCGCAUCUGGCUGAGAGGAUUCGUUGAGACAGUUGGGUGGCCGUUCACUUUGAUCAUCCUCAUUGUUCUCUACUACCACCGCCGUAUCGCCGGAAGAAACAACGGUAACAACCGCCCAACAAAAUUCAUUUAUAUUCGUCGGAGAUUAUUCAUAGCGGCGGCUGUGAUUGGUUUUCUAACCGGUCUCGCCAACUACUGUUACUCCUUCGGCUUCUCCCACCUCCCUCUCUCCAUAUACGCAGUCAUCAAUGCGACUAGACUCAUUUUCAUGGCCAUUUUCGCUUUUAUUCUCGUAAAACAUAAGUUCACACCGUAUUCUAUAAAUGCGGUGGUGCUUCUCACUGUCGGGUCAUUGCUGAUGGCACUUCAUGCUAGCGGCGAUCGCCCUGAAGGGGAGAGGAAAAGGGAGUAUAUUUUGGGCUUUUGUAUGACGGUGGCGGCAGCGGCGUUGUAUGGGUUUGUGUCGCCAUUGAUGGAGCUAAGUUUCAACAAAGCAAAGCAGGAGAUCACGUAUACACUUGUGAUGGAGGUUCAGAUGGUGAUGUGUCUCUUUGCUACUGUGUUUUGCAUGGUGGGGAUGAUCUUCAACAAUGAUUUCAAGGUGAUUUCGAGGGAGGCAAAAGAUUUUGGAUUAGGAAAAACGAAUUAUUAUGUGAUUUUAUUUGUGAGCAUAAUAUUGUGGCAGUGUUUCUUCGUGGGAUCAAUGGGAGUCAUAUAUUAUGGAUCGUCGUUUUUAUUAGGGGUCAUAGCUACGAUCCAAAUUCCGGUGAUGGAGAUAUUCGCCGUGACUUUAUUCAAAGAGAAGUUCCAAAGCAUAAAGGGUGUUGCUCUUGUUUUAUCUCUUUGGGGAUUCGUUUCCUUUUUCUAUGGCGAGUAUAAGUACACGAAAAUGAAGAAGGGUAAUACACAAUCUACUCUUGAAGUAGUGUAGUCUCGUUGAUGAUUUCCCAUAUAACUGUCUUCAACCUUUAGUGCAAUUAUGAGAUGUCUUGAUUAACUGAAGUUCUAAAACGUUAUCACUAAAUUUAAUAUUGAAGUCAGAAAGUUCAAUCAGAUUUUUUUUUUAAUAUUGAAGUC
Molecule: messenger RNA, 1560 nt
Organism: Lactuca sativa (garden lettuce)
Lineage: Eukaryota; Viridiplantae; Streptophyta; Magnoliopsida; Asterales; Asteraceae
Product: purine permease 1
Cellular component (GO): membrane
Molecular function (GO): purine nucleoside transmembrane transporter activity
Source: RefSeq, a predicted model, not a curated record